GCCUGGCUAGGAAGGAACCCUGAGCCGGGGUCAGUUAAGGCUUGACCAUGUGGUGGUGUGGGUGGUGUGCGAGUAUUGUUGCUUGAACUCUGGAACUGAUCGUGAUACUUAAAGGCAUCCAAUGUGAUUGCUGGUAAUAUGGGUGAUAAAACAGAACACUCAGCUGUCAUCAAGAGGGUGCAUGCUGAGUUGCGUGCAAAGUGCCUAGAAGAUGGCAGCUCGGACAUGGCCGUGUGGCGGCGGCACGUGUCCCAGGAGGCCGGCAAGGCCGAGUACGCGGCGGCCAUGCUGCGCCAGGCCACCGAGGUGUGGGCGGAGCGUCACGCGGCGGCGCCCGAGCUCUGUCGGCUCGUCUGGACGCACCGCGCCAUCCUCGAGUACCACACCGAGCCUCAGCUGGCCCGGGCGCGCGCCUACGACGACCGGCUGGCGGAGCGACACGGCGCCGCGCCGCACGCCUGGACCAGGUGCGACCCGGCCGAGGCGACGCGCCUGAACUUCGACACCCCAGAUCGCAUGGCAUUGGUAUCAUAACGCGCCCGUGAAAUCCUGUUGAGCUGUAUUUCGCGCUGGAUACGGUUAUGUGUUGCCUGCUGGUAAGCAUGAACACUGAUUUUCCUUUCCCAUGUCCUUUCCUUUCCUUUCUCAUGUACUGCUGUCUGUGGAACUGUCCUGGUCUGCGGCGCUAUUUGUACAUCUCAAGAGCAAUCGACACAUACUGUCAUCCAAAACCUACCCGUA
Molecule: messenger RNA, 741 nt
Organism: Pollicipes pollicipes
Lineage: Eukaryota; Metazoa; Arthropoda; Thecostraca; Pollicipedomorpha; Pollicipedidae
Product: S-adenosylmethionine sensor upstream of mTORC1-like
Exons: 2
Coding region: 139-534 (131 amino acids)
Source: RefSeq, a predicted model, not a curated record